AUGAAUAGCCAUCAGGAGGAGCAAUGCUGUUUUCGUGUGGACCAGAGACUAUCUAUAAAUAGUGAACUGUGCACUGUCAAGUUCAUUGGAUACAUACCCAAUUGGCCUUCUGAACUAGCCAUUGGAAUUGAGUGGGAUCACAUUUUAAAGGGAAAGAACAAUGGGGUUUUGAAGGAUCUUCAAAUCUUCAAAUCAAAUUACUAUAUCGUUACUUCUGAUAGUGAAAUAAAAACUGGUUGCUCAUUUAUUAAAUACAAGAAGUUGGUUUCCAGCUCUUCAGCAUAUAAUGUUAAAGUUGGCAUUGAUUUUUAUUCUGCUUUGAUUGAUAAAUACACUGAAAAAACACAACUAGAUACUUCCAACAUAAAAUUUGGCAAUAAAACAGUUCUAAAUUAUGGUUUUGAUAAAUUGAUUGAGAUAAAUUCUAAUUUCAAAAAACUACCAACAAUUUCCUUGAACAAUGAACUUGUAUCCAAUGUCGAUAAUAUAAAAACGCUAAGCAACCAGGAUUUGCAAAGUCUAUUAUUACCAAAUCUUAAUAUAUUAGAUUUAUCAAAUAAUUUAUUUAGUUCUUUAGAUCAGAUCAUAGAUAUAUUAAGUUUAACACCAAAUUUACCAACUCUAGAUUUAUCGGGUAAUAGAUUUGUAUUAUUUCCUUCAAAUGGUAACUUGAAACAUAAAAUUACUACAGUGAUAAACUUAACAUUAUCCAACAAUUUAUUAUUUUUUGGAAAUUUAUUAUUUAUUUUGAACAAUUUCACAGGUCUAAAUUUAUUAAAUUUAUCUGAAAAUUACAUUUCAGUAAAUUUUCUAUCAAAUUUAAUUAAACCAGAUAUUAACCCGUUUUCUAAUAUCAAAUCUUUGAAUUUAUCAAAUAAUAAUAUAAACCAACUUCCUUGGUUUUUAUUUAAAGCCUUUCCAAACUUAUCAAUUUUAAAUUUAUCGAAUAACAAAAUCAUAUUAUCAGCACCGAAUUCUGGUAAUAAAGACAUUGAUAUAAACAAUGUUGAUAUUUAUAAUAGUUUAGUCGACUUGAAUUUGUCUUCAAAUUUAAUAAGUGAAUGGUUUGAAUUGGAUAUAAUCAAUUGGUUUUUCAAUAAUUUAAAUCAUUUAAAAAUUAAUGAUAAUCCACUUACAAUUAAUUUUAAACAAAACUUUUUAAUUAAAAAUAAAAUUAUGAAUAACAAAGACUUUGAAAUUGAGAAAAAAUUUAUUGACGAGAUAUUUAUUAAUAUAAUUUUUAGAUUUGAUAGUAAUCUCAAAAAAUUAAAUGGAAGUGAUAUAAAUAUAAAUGAAAAAAAAAAUGCAGACUAUUAUUUCAUUUCUAAAUUUAAACAAUUAUACAAUGAUCAUAUAAAACGCAAUACUAAGUUUAAUGAUAAUUAUAUUUUUAGUGAUUUUGGAUUAAAAAGAUGGGAUUUUUUAAUAGAUGAAUAUAAUCUUUAUCCUUAUUUAUCAGAAUAUAAGAAUGUUCAGUUUAAAAAUAAAGCAAUAAAUAAUUUUAAUAUUGAAAAUAACGAAAACACAUUAACUAAGGAUUUAAUUCAAUUGAGGAUAAAGUUUCAUUUAAAUGAUAAAAUUUAUAAAAUUAAUAAUUUUCAAAUUUUUACUAAUAUAACAAAUAUAUUAAAGUUUAAAUCAUUAAUUUUAAAAAAAUUCAAUUUAAUUAAUAUUUUGCAGUAUUAUGAAAUAAAAAUCUUUUAUUGGAUUGGUAAUAAAUUUUAUGAGAUUGAAAGUAAUGAAUCAUUAAAAUCAAUUAAUGACUACAAUUUUAAAAACGGGGAUAUAAUUGAAGUUUUUACUAAUUUUAUUUACUAA
Messenger RNA from Ascoidea rubescens DSM 1968, 1818 nucleotides. RefSeq names its product Pac2p (gene PAC2). The transcript has a single exon. Gene Ontology annotation, molecular function: protein binding. Lineage: Eukaryota; Fungi; Ascomycota; Saccharomycetes; Ascoideales; Ascoideaceae. Bases 1 to 1818 code for a protein of 605 amino acids. The record is from RefSeq and is a predicted model, not a curated record.